This is a messenger RNA of Histoplasma mississippiense, 513 nucleotides long. RefSeq lists its product with no specific name. Bases 1 to 513 code for a protein of 170 amino acids. The record is from RefSeq and is a predicted model, not a curated record. The transcript is spliced from 5 exons. NCBI's taxonomy places the organism in Eukaryota, Fungi, Ascomycota, Eurotiomycetes, Onygenales, Ajellomycetaceae.
AUGUACUAUAAUAAUAACUGGGGCGGCUGUGGGGCCGGAGGCAGUGUCAAAAGGCAAUUUGGGUUUGAAACCAGGCCUGAAGCUACCAAACCAACAUCUACCGGGGUUUCGUCUCUGGAAGAACUGCCAUAUAGAACCAAGGUUGCCGCCGGGGAAACAGCAGAAUAUGGGUCGUUGGUGAACUGGGGGGCAAUGAACCAAAUAUGGAAGCUCUCGACCGAUAACCGAGUAGGGCAACGCACUUUCGAGGACAGAAGCAUGCAAAAUCGACCUGCCGGACAAGAAGAUGAAUGCAAAAGAGUGGUGGGAGAGAGCGAGCAUAAAACGGGCUUCGAGCUACGACGUCUGCGUGAGCCAGAGAUGCAGAUGGCAGGUCCAGUAUGGUACACGUACCCCGUAAUAAAACGCAUCCCCCGGUCCUGGAGGGAUGAUUGUAUUUUACCAGUGAUUAGUAAUAGGCUCUUUGAUAUCAGACGGGGUAAAUUCGAUGAUCAGUGUCCAAGAUACGGAUGA